Molecule: messenger RNA, 691 nt
Organism: Entelurus aequoreus (snake pipefish)
Lineage: Eukaryota; Metazoa; Chordata; Actinopteri; Syngnathiformes; Syngnathidae
Product: phospholipase A2-like
Exons: 4
Coding region: 43-492 (149 amino acids)
Biological process (GO): phospholipid metabolic process; lipid catabolic process; arachidonate secretion
Molecular function (GO): calcium ion binding; phospholipid binding
Source: RefSeq, a predicted model, not a curated record
GUGAGUAUUUGCGCUGCAGCUCAGUUUUGUCUGUCAGGAGCUAUGACCAUCUUUUACAUCAUUCGUUUGCUUUUAGCAGUGGCUCUGGCCUCGGACGUCGCGUCCCCGCUCCCGCGGGAUAAAAGAGCGGUGAGCGAUCUGAGCGGAAUCAUCCAAUGCUACACAGGAAGACCAUUUUCCUCUUAUUGGUUUUACGGCUGCUACUGUGGAAUUGGGGGCAGCGGCGUAGCUGUCGACCAAACCGACGAGUGCUGCCGCAGUCAUGACUGCUGCUACGAAGACGCCAGCAGUCAGGGCUGCCAACCCCUAACAGACAACUACGCCUGGACCUGUAACAACAACAUGAUUACUUGUGAUCAUCUGACUGGCUGUGAGAAGACUCUGUGCGAGUGUGACCAAGGUGCCGGCGACUGCCUGAGUGAAGCACCUUACCAGCGGCGGUACGCCUGGUGGCCCAAUUUUUUCUGCGGGAACACACAAAUAUGCACCUGAGCCGGUGCUUAUUAAGGGAACAUGAGCCGCCACCCAACAGGUUCCAACAAUGGCAUCUACUGUUUCUCACUUUCUAUUUGGCUUCUCCAUCGCUUUCCUUCUGCUAAAUCCCAUUAAAAGGAUCGGUGUUGUUUUCCAUGACGACAUCAGAGAAGCUGCGAGUCAUUGAAUCACAGUAAUAAAGUGGGCUGAUUCUCAG